GGAGAGCCUUCAAAAACCGGCACAGCUACUGUUCGCAUCUACACAAAGAAUAAAAAUGAUGAAGAACCAAAGUUCUCGCAGCAAGUGUAUACUCCAAAUGUGGAUGAAAAUGCUGGUCCCAAUACUUUAGUUACAACAGUUGUUGCUUCUGAUAAAGAUGGAGACAAUGUCAGGUUUGGAUUUGUUGGUGGGGGUACGUCCUCUGGCCAGUUCGUCAUCGAGGAAAUCACCGGAGUGAUUCGGCUACAUGGGAAGGCAAUAUCUCUGGAUCGAGACAAGUAUGAACUGAAUGUAACAGCUAUGGAUGAUGGGGCAUGCUGUGUGAAUGGCGAUGCCACAAUUCACACGAGCACGGCCGUCGUCGUCGUUUUUAUCACGGAUGUGAACGACAACAAGCCGAUGUUCAAAGACUGUGGGACGUACUAUCCUAAAGUGGAGGAAGGUGCUCCCAAUGGCAGUCCAGUCAUAAAGGUUCAUGCAACUGAUGAAGACAAAGGUGUGAAUGGGCAGGUUAAAUACUCUAUAGUGCAGCAGCCAAACCAGAAGGGCACCAAAUUUACUGUUGACGAAGAAACGGGAGAAGUGUCAACAAAUAAAGUGUUUGAUCGUGAAGGAGAUGAUGGGAAGUUUGUAUCAGUGACAGUGAAGGCAACGGAUCAGGGUGAACCAUCGCUGGAGGGUGUGUGUUCAUUUACAGUUGAGAUUACAGAUGUGAAUGACAAUCCACCUUUGUUUGACAGACAGAAAUAUGUAGAAAAUGUGAAGCAAGAUGCAAAUAUCGGUACCAAUAUUUUGCGUGUAUCCGCAUCUGACGAAGAUGCUGACAACAACGGAGCAAUUGUUUACACACUGAGCGCUCCCUACAAUCCUUUGGAUCUCGAAUACUUUCAGGAGUCUGGCUGGAUUGUGUUGCGGAAGCCGCUGGAUCGAGAAACAUACAAGUUGGAGGCCAUGGCUCAAGAUAAAGGGUACCCUCCCUUGUCCCGAUCCGUGGAAGUUCAAAUUGAUGUUGUGGACCGUGCAAACAAUCCUCCAGUGUGGGACCACGUGGUCUACGGACCCAUCUACAUUAAAGAAAACAUGCCGAUCGGGGCAAAAGUUGUAUCGGUUAAAGCCAGCUCUGGGAUAGACGGCAAUCCCACAGUGUUCUAUCAUCUUAUGCCAGGGUCGACGGCACAAACGAACAAGCUUCAUACAUUCUAUUCGCAACAGAGAGCGGAUAAUGGAUUCACUUGGGCAGAUAUAAAAGUUAAUCAACCGUUAGAUUAUGAAACUGUAAAAGAAUAUAAUCUAACUAUAAGAGUUGAGAAUAAUGGAUUACAGCAGCUGGCCUCAGAAGCCACUGUCUUUAUCAUGCUUGAGGAUGUCAAUGAUGAAAUUCCUCUUUUCACUGAGCGAGAACAAGAAACUGUGCUAGAAGGCGAGCCUAUUGGUACCAAAGUGACACAGGUCAAUGCAAUCGACAAAGAUGGCACCUUCCCAAACAAUCAGGUAUACUACUAUGUAGUAGACUCACCCCGUAACGAGGGAAAAGACUUCUUUGAGAUCAAUUUGCAGUCAGGCGAAGUGUUCACAAAGAUUGUGUUCGAUCGUGAGAAGCAAGGCGCCUAUGCAUUGGAGGUGGAGGCACGUGACGGAGCACCAUCUGCAAGGCCGAACAGCGGUGGACAACCCAACUCAGAAUUUGACUUCGCUUUCCGUCCUGUGGUUCUACGCCUUAUUCACCACUCCUUUGGAGAGUUCUGCGCGUGUUUGUCACGACAAGACCAUACACCGCUUUCAUAACCAAUUUUAUUCGAUCCACUUGGGACGAGAUUGCUUACCGAAACGCCAACUUCUU
Zootermopsis nevadensis is the source of this 1840-nucleotide messenger RNA. The record is from RefSeq and is a predicted model, not a curated record. NCBI's taxonomy places the organism in Eukaryota, Metazoa, Arthropoda, Insecta, Blattodea, Termopsidae.